AUGUCCCGAGACGAUUCAACGUUGAGUCAGAUCCAUCAGCUCCUUUUGGAUCAGAGGAAACUUGCGAAAAAUUGCAGCACGGCUACUUUUACGACUUUGACAGAGGCGCGUGUGCGGAGUGGGACCGAUCCUUCACGCAGCGCUCAAGUCGGAACCAAAAGGUUGCCCUCUGCAACCACCGGCUCUUCGGCGGCAUUGGAUAUAAUUCAGGACACAAUUUCAAUGAUGACGGAGCUCGACAUCCCUCGGAGCAAGGAGCUGUACGACCUCUACCUCAGGACCGCCGUGCAGGAACACAGGUGGUUCAGAGGAGUCGCCGUCUGGGAUGCUGUCAGGUCGGCCAAGGAGCGUCCUCAUCUUCCGCCUCCCGGUAUUGCUUUCCGUGCACAGGUCGUUCAGUGUCAUUUGCAACUGGGCAACGCUGCUGCGGCAUCCAAUCUGCUUCAGUCGGUGUUUGACCAGACUUCCUGGGCGGAUGUCAGCUCUUUGACAGCGUCGUAUGACGGACGGUCACUUCAGGCAGGAGUUGGCGGCCAGGGAGAGGCGGAUGGUGAGCAACAACUGGUCACGGCGGAGAGCCGAGCGGAGCACAUUAGGCGGCGGCAGUCUCAGGCCCAGCGAGCCAUCCAGACACUCCAGAAGACCAACAUCCUAGUCGCUAACCCAGAGUCGGCAUCAAGGACAUUGGACGUUCAGGCACAGCAGGUUGGGACACAUAGCUGGAAGGCGGAGGUGUACCCACCCUUGAUCGAGGCCAUCUGUCUUGGCGAGAAGGACCAAUCUGGCGCGUCUUUAGCGGUUGACCUGGCGAUGGAAUUGCUUCAGCAGGGACAUUUACUGGACAGGAUACGGUUCGCUCUUCUUGUUCAGCACGUUGGAGCCACCACAUCCUCUGAGCAGGCGGAGAGUUUCAUGAAGGUCUGGGUGGACAGGGUGAAAGCGAUGCCCUUAUCGCUGCUGUCUCCGGGCGCCAACAAGGAAGUCCUCGACUCGGAUACAGGAUCUGGUGCCACCACUUCCUCUUCCAGCACUACCUCAGCCUCGAAGGAUGCACUGCGGAAGCAUAAGCGUACUGCAGUGUCGACCGCAAAGUCGUUUGCCGAGGUCGGCCUCCAAGAGAUUGUCGGACAGGCAACAUCCACACAGGACUAUACCCGGGCAUUCAGCAUGUUUCAGGAGAUGUCCGACCAAGGGUUCCCACUUUAUCCCGACACAUCCGACAAGCUGAUGAUGGGGCUAGCCAAGUCGGGCGACCUUCAAUCGGCAACGACGGUGCUAGAGAUGGCUCUGCAUCACAAGCGUGUGCCGUCGAUUGAGGCUGUGAACACGUUACUUCAGGGACUCAUUCGAAACGAUUGGUUGGAUGAGUCGGUGUCGAUCUUCCGUGACUUGACAGAGAACCACGGAGUCCGACCCAGCAAGGAGAGUUACCGUCAUUUGCUUCACCUCACCUCGAGUUAUGGCCAGCUGGCGAUGACACAGAGACUGCUGUCGACACUCAAGGCGAUGGGAGUUGAACGGGAUGGGGCGAUCUACCGUGACCUGAUGAGGUGCUAUAUCCGCUCCGACAACCUCACGGGGGCGAUCAAGGUCUUUGAGAACAUGGACAUGACCGAUAUCUCUUCGACGAUCAAACAUAUUAAUGUCCUACUAGAAGGAGCGAUCCGACAGGCGACACCGAGUACAGUGAUCAGGAUCCUGGAGAUUAUGUCCACACAAGAGAUCCGACCCGACGCUGAGACAUGGAACAUUCUGUUGGGAGGCGCCUUCCGGGCCAAUGACAAGGAAUUGGCAUUGGGGUUGUUUCAGGAGCUGUCACAGUCGUUGGUCGAGCGGUCGUACACCAAGGCCGAUGCUACCUUCCGUGCGGCGAGACAUCCGGUGACGUUCAACUUGUUGGUGAAUGAGUACGCGGAUCGGUUUGGGAUUGAGAGGGCGUUGACUUUAUUGGAUGAGGCUGUGGAGGCGCGGUUCCCUGCUCAGGUGACUCAGAACGUGUACAGGGAUUUGCUGGAGAAGAGUACUCUGCAGAACAAUGGACGGGCUGGAUACCGGGUUUACCGAUUACUUCGACAGUGGGAGCAGCACUCGAAUCUUCAACCAAGCAAUCGCAACAAUAGACAAAAGACAUCGUCAUCCUCCUCAACAACUAACACGCCGGCAGUAACAACAACAACUCGACUGCGUCCACUCUCUGCAUUCUCUGCAACAUCCACCUCCGCCUCCGUCCGAGCACCAUCGCUCAGCAAUCUCUACUGCGGCGUCAUGGAGCAACUCGACAAAGAAGGCCGUCUCGAACUCGGGAACGAAAUGGCCACAGAUCUGAUCCUAUCCGGCGUCGAACUGGACCAGGAUCUCGUAGCACAGGCGGUGAGGUUGUAUGCGCGGUCAGGAGAGUUGGCAGCGGCGUUUGGGUUGUUUAUGAAGAUGGGACGGGCGUAUGGGGUUGAGCCGUCGAAGGAGAUGGUGUUGUCGUUGAUGGAUGCUGCUAGGGUGUAUCAGUUGAUUCCAUGGGAGGAGGAUAGUGGGAGAACGAGUGUGAGUGUGAGUGCGAGUGCGAAGUGGGAUGAUACUUCUGUUCAGCAGUGGACGAGGAUUUUGAAGGUGUCCAUGGCCCACUUUGGGCUACAAUGA
Linnemannia hyalina is the source of this 2634-nucleotide messenger RNA. The record is from the annotation of a GenBank genome assembly. Lineage: Eukaryota; Fungi; Mortierellomycota; Mortierellomycetes; Mortierellales; Mortierellaceae.